GAGAAAGCUGCAUGACUCCAACAAUGGCGAAAUUGGUAUCAGAGACUAACCCUCGUCCGAACAUCACGUGCGAGGCAACGGGUUUUCCCAGGAAGGUGCUCGGCACGUACGAAAUCAGGGUUUCGGUCGACGAAAGGAAGAUCGGUUUCAAAAUACCGAAGAUAUCGGUGAAGAAAACAAGCAGGACUCAGAAACAGGACAACGAGGAAGGAGAAACGAUGAACAUGGAGAUGGCGAGGGAGGGCAAGGAGAAGGAGAAUCUUUUCCUGGUCAAGGUGAGUUCGGUGAUUUCUGGUGUCUCGAGGAAGAUGACGACGACAAGUGCCAAAGCUAAUCAAAAAAUGGAUUCCCUGCGAGAGAUCAAAAGGGUAUCAUCGAGCAUCAUGACCAUAGCCAGGAGGUUGAAGGCGAGAGCCAUAGAAAAGGUGAGGGAGCACGCCAUUGGAGAAGAGGAGGAGCUCUGCAAGAAGAGGAUACUGAUGGGAGAGAAAUGCAGACCGCUGAAUCGGUCGGGGACGCUGCUGUAUGAUGGGGACGGCAUUCUGCUGCCGGAGCCAUGACAGGACACAUGGUAACGUAUACUUCUCUGUCUCUUUCUGUCAUGGUUCGUGGUUAGAAUCAGACAGACAUAUGGAUCUUAGAUUUUUAAACCUCAGUCGUAACACAAUGGUGCAUAUUGUAUUUAUCUAUUUCGAAAAUUCUUACGAUGGAGUCUCAAAAGAGUUUUUAAU
This is a messenger RNA of Tarenaya hassleriana, 731 nucleotides long. RefSeq lists its product as uncharacterized. The transcript has a single exon. The coding region runs from base 12 to 560 and encodes 182 amino acids. Lineage: Eukaryota; Viridiplantae; Streptophyta; Magnoliopsida; Brassicales; Cleomaceae. The record is from RefSeq and is a predicted model, not a curated record.